AUGGCCGGCCGGGAAAGCAGCAACUGGCUCUCAUUCUCUCUAUCAUCUAUGGAAAUGUUGAACUCGUCUUCUUCUUCUUCAUCUUCUUCUGCUUCUACACAGCAGCCUGUUGAUUCCCACCAUUAUUACUCCUUUUCCGACAGCUUUUAUACAGCAGCUGUAGGGUGGCCGAGCCAGAAAGCUCAACCCAUGUACCCACAGCCCCAAAAUCACGAGAUGAAGUCCGCCUACGGUAUGCAGCCGCCGCCCAAACUCGAGGAUUUCUUCGCCGCCGCGGCCACCGCCGGGGACUCGACGGAGACCCAAGACUCGUCCCUGACCCACAUGUACGACCACCGCCACCAGGCACCCGCCGCAGCCUACUUCCUUGGCGGCGAGCCACAACAGGACCUGAAGGCCGUCGUGGGUUUCCCCACCUUCUCCGCCAACUCGGGCUCGGAGGUGGACGACUCGGCUUUCGGCGGCCAGAAUCGGUCACCGGUUGACUCGGCCGCCGAUUUGGUGGCGUACUCGCAGUGCCUUACGGCCACAGCCAACGGUCUGUCCUUGGGAAACAACAACAUCAGCAAUAAUAUUUACGAUAAUCGUCAGGCCAUUGUUGUUGCUGAGUCAGAGAGCUGCAAGAAAACCGGCGACUCGUUUGGUCAAAGGACUUCCAUUUACAGAGGCGUCACUAGACACAGAUGGACGGGAAGAUAUGAAGCGCAUCUAUGGGACAACAGCUGUAGAAGAGAGGGCCAAGCAAGAAAAGGGCGUCAAGGAGGGUAUGACAAGGAAGAAAAGGCGGCUCGUGCAUAUGAUUUGGCUGCUCUUAAGUACUGGGGUCCUAGUGCUACCACUAAUUUCCCUGUUGCUGAUUAUGCAAAGGAGAUGGAGGAGAUGAAGGACGCCACUCGACAGGAGUUCAUUGCCUCACUCAGAAGGAAAAGUAGUGGUUUCUCAAGGGGAGCUUCAAUUUACCGGGGCGUUACAAGGCAUCACCAACAAGGGCGUUGGCAGGCAAGGAUCGGACGUGUAGCAGGGAACAAAGAUCUAUAUCUUGGCACAUUUGCAACCGAGGAGGAAGCAGCCGAGGCGUACGACAUAGCAGCCAUAAAGUUCCGGGGCACAAAUGCCGUCACGAAUUUCGAGAUGAGCCGUUAUGACGUUGAGGCCAUCGCCAACAGCCCUCUCCCCGUCGGAGGCUCCGCCAAACGCCUGAAACUAUCUCUCGAAGGCGACCAGAAAAACAUUUCGCCGCCACCUGGCGCCUCCCUUGAGGUCGCCUCCCCCGGAAUCCAGCCGCUGCCGCCUUCUGCUGUCCCGCUGGACGGCAGCUCAGCCCCUUACUAUCACCACAGCUUCCUACACCACCUCUACAGCCAGACGGCUGCAGCCAGCUCAGCUGGAGUGGGGGCUCCGGCGAGUUUCGUGCCGUUGCCGGGCGAGUUUUUCAUCUGGCCUCACCAGUCUUAUUAA
Messenger RNA from Striga hermonthica, 1458 nucleotides. NCBI's taxonomy places the organism in Eukaryota, Viridiplantae, Streptophyta, Magnoliopsida, Lamiales, Orobanchaceae. The record is from the annotation of a GenBank genome assembly.